UGCUAUUAAGAUAUGGAAAGUGAGCGUGUACAAUAAAUUUGUUGAGAGAGAAAGAUAGAGGAGAAAUCCUUCAAAUACAUGGUUAUAUAUUCAAGGAACAUCUCUGCUAGUGGUUGCUCUAACGACUUUGCCCACAAAUAGCUCCCCAUUCUUUUCAACCAGUACGAUCUUGACGAUCAACAGCAAUCAUGAGGGCAGUUGAGCCAUCCGACCGCGGAGAAGUCGUCGUUAAAAUCAAUGAGGGAGAUUCAAACAAUAAGAAUGACAAGAAGAACAAGAUUUGGAGGGAGUCCAACUAUGACUUCUGGAAAGACGAAGGCCAAAGCAACAACAAUGAAGUUCGCAAUGAUGUUAUUAGAGAGAACCCCUCAUUGAAGUUGAUUGAUCAGUUCCUGCACAAACAGAGGGCGUUCGGCGAGAUGUCUUUGGACAUGGAUUUGGGAAUGGAUGAACUCCUCCCCAACCAUCAGAAUAUCAACUUGCCUUCGGUAACAAAGUCUUCGGAGAAGCCCCAGAUGUCCAAGGAGCUCAAUAUCCUAAAUACUACGGUUGAAGAGUAUAUAGGCGAUUCUGUGCGACUUUUUCAAAAGGAACCGUCUUUUGAUGGAGAGCAACAACAGCCGUUGCAACAAGCAGCUCAAUGUUGCGGCAGUGGGUCUGAGGAUUUAGGUGGAGAGGUGGUGAGAUGUACAUCAAACACAUCAUUUCAGAGAAAGUCAAGCUUGUCGAGAUCAGCGAAGAUGAAGUCGCGAUUGAUGGACCAACCUGAAGAGCCAGAGAGGCGGUCAGACCGGGUACCCUGGUCAGGUCAGCUUCGGUCUGGUUUACUUUCGAAGGCUGUGGACGAUGAUGAAGCCGAUCCAUUCUGGGAUGAAUUGCCAGACGAGUAUAGGAAGAGGAAGUUGAGCGCUUUGACUAUCUUGCAAUUUGUGAGUUUGGUUGUGAUGAUCACCUUUUUUAUCUGCUCUCUUUUUAUUCCUUAUCUGAAAAAGAAGCAUUUCUUGAAGCUCAAAUUGUGGAUAUGGCAAGUUCUGAUACUGGUCUUAAUCUGUGGGAGGUUGGUGUCUGGGUGGGGGAUUCGGAUCCUAGUCUUCUUUAUAGAAAGGAAUUUCACUUUACGUAAAAGGGUUCUUUAUUUUGUAUAUGGUGUACGAAAGGCAGUGCAAAAUUGUCUGUGGUUAGGGCUUGUUUUGCUAGCUUGGCAUUUUCUUUUUGAUAAGAAGGUUGAGAGAGAGACCCAUAGUGAUAAGCUUAAGUAUGUGACUAAGGUGCUUGUGUGUUUGUUGGUGGGUACCUUGGUUUGGUUGGUGAAGACCCUUAUGGUGAAAGUUUUGGCUUCUUCUUUUCAUGUUAGUACCUAUUUUGAUAGGAUUCACGAGUCUUUGUUUAUUCAGUAUGUGAUCGAGACGCUUUCAGGGCCGCCAUUGAUUGAGAUUAGAAAUGCAGAGGAAGAAGAGGCUAAACUUUGUGAUGAGGUCAAUAAGUUACAGAAUGCUGGUGCUACUAUGCCCUCUGAUCUCAAGGCAACUGCUUUCCCCCCACCAAGGAGUGGACGGGUUAUAGGGAGUAGUGGACUUCUGCAGAGGAUCCCUGAAGUUAAAAAUGAGAAGUUUUCUCGGGCAAUGUCCAAGAAGGGAGAAGAUCAAGGGAUAAGCAUUGAACAAUUGCAUAAGUUGAAUCCAAAGAAUGUGUCAGCUUGGAAUAUGAAGAGGUUGAUGACGAUUGUUCGGAAUGGGACUUUUGCCACCUUGGAUGGACAGAUACUGGAUGCCCCGAAUAAGGACGAGUCUAAGACACAUAUUUAUAGUGAGUCAGAGGCGAAAGCUGCAGCCAAGAAGAUAUUUCAUAUUGUUGCCAAGCCUAGGGCCAAGUACAUCUACUUGGAAGAUUUGAUGCGAUUCUUGCGAGAAGAUGAGGCUUUAAAGACCAUGGGUCUCUUUGAAGGAGCCUCUGAGACGAGGAGAAUCAGCAAGUUAUCCUUGAUGAACUGGGUGGUCAAUGUGUUCCGAGAGCGGAGAUCACUCGCUUUGGCGUUGAAUGAUACCAAAACAGCUGUGAACAUACUUAAUCGCAUUGUGAACGUGAUAGUUAGCAUUGUUGUGUUAGUUAUUUGGCUUCUGAUUCUGGGAAUCGCCACCACCAAAUUUCUUGUCUUUCUAAGCUCUCAGCUCUUCCUUGUUGCAUUUAUUUUUGGGAACACCUGCAAGACGGUGUUUGAAGCAAUCGUGUUCUUAUUUAUAAUGCACCCGUUUGAUGUGGGAGAUAGGUGUGAGAUUGAAGGAGUUCAGUUGGUUGUAGAAGAAAUGAACAUCUUGACUACCGUAUUUCUGAGAGACGACAACACAAAGGUUUUCUUUCCGAAUAGUGUUCUUUCUACUAAGCCUAUCAAUAACUUCUAUCGCAGUCCUGACAUGGGAGAUGCUGUCGAAUUCUGCGUCCAUAUAUCAACUCCGGCAGAGAAGAUUGCAACCAUUAAACACAGAAUUAUAAGUUAUAUUGAGGGCAAGAAAGAGCAUUGGUAUCCUGCACCCAUGUUUGUAUUCAUGGACGUGGUAGAGUUAAACAGAGUGAAGUUGGCUGUAUGGAUGACACAUAGAAUGAGCCAUCAAGACAUGGGAGAAAGGUAUGUAAGGAGAUCUCUUUUGGUUGAAGAGAUCAUUAAGAUUCUCGUUGAGCUUGACAUUCAUUACCGUCUGCUGCCCGUCGACAUUAAUGUUUGCGCCAUGCCUCAUGUGAGCUCCACCCAACUUCCCUGUACUUAGACGACAACCAAUACUAAUUGACUACAGAAGCACAAGACCAAACUAAAUAUUAAUGUAGCUGCUAGUUUUGGUGAUACACUCUCAUAGAAAGAGAUUCUGAAUAGAAUGCAGAGUUGAUUUCGUGUA
Molecule: messenger RNA, 2888 nt
Organism: Juglans regia (Persian walnut)
Lineage: Eukaryota; Viridiplantae; Streptophyta; Magnoliopsida; Fagales; Juglandaceae
Product: mechanosensitive ion channel protein 6-like
Exons: 5
Coding region: 189-2762 (857 amino acids)
Biological process (GO): monoatomic anion transport; transmembrane transport
Cellular component (GO): plasma membrane
Molecular function (GO): mechanosensitive monoatomic ion channel activity
Source: RefSeq, a predicted model, not a curated record